GAGCGCUCUCUGGAAUUAUAAUUAGCUCAAACACGCCACCUAUCGGUAAAGAGCAGCAGCUCUUCAGUUCAAAAAGUAUCCGCACCAUCAGUGACGACAGACACUGAGAAACUGAUGGAAAGGGAGAUGGAGUAGAAAGCGGGAGGAGGAGAGAGGGGGAAUAAAGAGGAGGGGUGGCUGAGACAUUGUGAUUUAUUUUCUUCUUCUUAUUUAAUUGGUCCUCCGGGAACCGGGGCGAGUCCUUCGUUCGCAGCUGCGCAGCUGGAGAUUCCACUAAAACACUAUUGGAAAAAGCCUAGAGUUUAUACAGUUUAGACCCCGGACACUUCUGAUAAACCACAGCAGCAGACCUGGACACGCUUUACGCAGAGACUCUCCAGAUCUCAGACGCGCAUCACUCAGUGAGAUCUGUGCGCGCAUCUCCACACUGACGCGCAACCUCUCCAUCCGCCUCACUCUUGAGAGAGCCACCGAUGAGCACGCAUCUGACAGGAGAGCAUCACAGGACAAGAGUUUCAGUCAGAGAUCACAUCGCUUUCCACAAUUUCGCUCUUGGAUGUGUGCAUGCGCGCCGCCUUCGAGAGUUUCACCUCAGCUGAAGUUGCUCGGAAGAAUGUGUUGCAAUUUUGUCUUCAUCUUCUGGAUGCAGAGACAUCGGCGCGCUCCCGCCGAGCACGCAACAAACUAAACACCUGGAACUCUAGCGUUCUGCUGAAAGUCGUGCUUUUCUAAGGGAAUUAUUUCGAAAGGCAGCGAUCUUCAGAGUGAGAAAGGUAAUGAGGGAUCGCACCUGAAGAUGGAGCUUUUCUGGAUUAUAUUUUUUUCUGUAUUCCUUCGCUACGUGCAAACGCAAGGAGUUUACGCUCCUGCGAACGCUCAGAUUGUGCAUUCUGGGCAGACAUGUGUGGUGAAGGAGGACAACAUCAGUGAAAGGAUCUACACCAUCAGAGAGGGGGACACGUUAGUUCUGCAGUGUCUGGUCAAAGGACACCCACGGCCUCAGGUGCGGUGGACCAAGACAGCAGGCAGCGCUUCCGACAAGUUCCAGGAGACGUCCAUCUUCAAUGAGACUCUACGCAUCCCCAACAUCCAGAGAGUGCAGGGCGGCCGCUACUACUGCAAAGCUGAGAACGGGGUGGGGGUGGCUGCCAUCAAGUCCAUUCGUGUAGAUGUACAGUAUCUGGAUAAGCCUGUGCUCACAGUGCACCAGACGGUGGGUGAUGUACGAGGGAACUACUAUCAGGAGAAAACAGUGUUUUUACGCUGUACGGUAAACUCUAACCCUCCUGCUCGCUUUAUCUGGAAACGAGGAAAUAAACCAAUCGAACAGAGCAAAGACAACGGAGUGGAUAUCUACGAGCCUCUGUACACACAGGGUGAGACAAAGGUGCUGAAACUGAAAAACCUCCGUCCACAAGACUUUGCUAAUUACACCUGUCAGGUGUCCGUCCGGAACGUGUGUGAUAUUGCAGACAGCUCGGUCACCUUUCGCCUUACCAACACCACCUCACCCCCUGCUUUAAAGCUGUCUGUGAAUGAGACGUACGUGGUGGACCCAGGCCAAGAUGUCACGCUGUCGUGUGAGGUAACGGCGGGCUUCCCCACACCUACGGUCAGCUGGUCACGGUACCCUGGAUCCCUCCCUCAGCGGUCCAUGAUCCGAGGUGGGUCCCUUACUCUUCGAUCCGUCACUCCCGCUGAUGCCGGCAUCUACAACUGCACAGCCUUCAAUAAUGUGGGAAACCCUGCGAGAAGAACCGUCAACCUCAUUGUGAGAACCAUGAAGAACUUAACGUUCCAGAUCACGCCAGACUCCAACAAAGACAGUGAGAGCAUACAGAUGGGUCGAGACCUCAAACUUUCCUGCCACGUUGAUGCCCAGCCUCAGGAUAAGGUGAACUACACCUGGUACAAGAACGGAGCUCUAAUCUACCCAACCGACAGCCUCAUCGUGCUACGCAGCGACCCAGACAUGCCACCCGGUACCAGCAGCCUGGAGAUCGUGGACAUGAAGUUCAGAGAUCAGGCCACCUACAGCUGUGUAGCGAACUUCCCCGGGAGCAGCGUUCCUGAACUGCGAGUGGACGUGAACAUCACGCAGAGCAGCGUCGUUCCUCCUGUUCUGAGUGUGCCAUUCGGAGGAGGUGUGGUCAAUGUCAGUGAGGGCGGGUCCGCAGAGCUUGUGUGUUUAGUCGAUGGUAAGCCCCGCCCACCCGUUCUGUGGUCCCGUGCAAACAAGGACCUGCCCAUGCCGUCGGGGGAUUGGGUGGUGGAAACACGCGAUGGACGUUUGCGGCUGACCAAUGUGACACGGGACAUGAUGGGAGCUUACCGCUGCCAAACCGCUCCUUACAACGGCCUAAACAUCAAACGCCGACAGGCUCAGGUGCAGCUCAACGUAGAAUAUCCUCCUGUUGUGGAUCCAGUCCUGCUGGAUGUCCGUUCUCAAACAUUUUCGACAGUCAAUCUCCGAUGCCUGAUUCUCAAAUCCAAUCCAAACCGAAUUGCCAGCGCCCGCUGGUAUCGCAAUGGGUUGCUCUUUCGAACCCCAACGGUGGACCCUCAAAGUGUCCCUCAGCUUCGCUUUAAACUAGACACCACUAAUAACGGCACUUACGAGUGCCGAGUGAGCAAUGGAGUCGGGACCUCAACCUGCACCUUCAUUGUGUCUGCUCAGCCGUUUAAUGCAGAGUUUUACUACGACACUCCAAACCCCAUUCGCACCUUGAAGAACAAUUAUUCCUACAUCCUACAGUGGACACAGAAUGAGCCUGGCGCUGUGGACAAAAUCAUCGGCUACUGGAUUAAUGUCCAACAGAACCGACAGACAGUUUUGUCCAAACAGAUCACCACUAAAGAGCCUGUGAAAGGUGUGUUGAUGUCCUACACACUGACAGACUUGCGUAUUCCUCUGUCAUAUGAGGUCAGCCUCACUCCCAUAACCAGCUUCGGCACCGGAAACACAGUCACGCGCAGCAUCCAGUACUCUGAGCCCUACACUUACCCAAGACCUUCAGAUCACGUGUGUGGGUUUGAGGACAUUAGGAUAUGUGGGUUCACUCAAGACCGCAGUGAUGUGUUUGACUGGACCCGACAGAAUCACCUCACACAGAACCCCAAACGGUCGGUUAAUACAGGGCCGGAUACAGACAGGAGUGGGACGAAAGAAGGUUACUACAUGUAUAUUGAGACGUCGCGGCCACGUCAGGCCGGGGAUCGAGCUCGUCUUCUCUCUCCAUUGUACAAUGUUACGGCAGCCCGAGGACCAACAGGGACCACCAGAACCCCCUACUGUGUCUCCUUCUAUUACAACAUGAACGGAAAACAUAUUGGUAGUCUCAAUGUUCUGAUGAGGGUGAAGAGCAUCGCCACUGUGGAUUCUGCCAUCUGGACUCUCUCCGGACACCAGGGGCCUGAAUGGAGGAAGGCAGAUGCUGAGAUCUAUCCGAGCGGACCAUUCCAGGUGGUGUUUGAAGGUAUCCGUGGAAGCGGCUUUGAGGGAGACAUCGCUAUCGAUGACGUUUCUGUUUCCAAGGGGAAAUGCAAACAAAAGGAUAGUGUGGACAAAACAGCAGUUCUGUCUGGGACACACCAGAGUCUUCACCUUCUUCCUAUGAUUGUCCAGCUGCUUUGCAACAUCUGUCUGACAUUCCUCCUCAGAUGAUACAGAUACCCCUCAGCACACACACCGCCAGCGUAGGACGCCCCCCUGCGGCAGCAAUAAGAACUGCCCCAACACGUGACCACCCUUCCAGCUACUGCCUCCUUCAUUUCCUCCUCUUUCUCAUUCCCUUUGUCCUAGCUUCACACCUCAAGUCUACUUUUUCUUUGGUUUUUUCAUCAUCUUUGUGGUCUCUUGUUGAGCUUAUGUUUGCUCCAUUGUUUUUUUUUUUUUUUUCAUUUCUGUCCAUAUGUCUUGACACCUUCAUCUCAGUCACCCCUGUGUAUGGAUCUGACACAUCAAAGUGUCAAUUAUUACCAAAGAUGAUGGAGGGCUUACAGGAUGAACAGAUGGCUGAAAGAGCAACACGAACAUCUUUUCCCCAAAUGAACUACUGUUUCCAGAGACUCAAGUGCAAGGAGAUGUGAUUUCCUUAAGACACUAUGAUUGCAAGGAAUAGUGUGAGCCAGAACGGAUGAGUGAAACAGGUGGUCACGAAGCUACUGAUGACCUGAAUGGACCUGUACAUGCACGUGUACAUGAUAUAUUGGAAAGUAUCAAGCUGCAGAAAGGACAAACAGACUCCAACUGUAACUUCUAGGACUACGACAAUGUGAAACUAAAGAAGCACAAAUUUAUAUCUUUUUUUUUUUUUUUGGUUCCUUUAUGUGGUAUUCCGUCAGUCUGGAUUUGCUGUACACUUCUUGUCCUUUGGCUUUCUUUAGCAGCCACUGCUUAAUUGCCGUUUAGUUUGUUAUGGGGUAUAAUUUGAUUUAGAAAACGACACAACGUGAACUUUGGACCAGAAGAGCAUCAGUUACCUCACCCUCAAUAUACAAGAACCAUAAAGCACCUGGACAACUUAUGAGAAUGAUAAUUUUUAGCUUCAGUCAAACUGUCGGGAGAGUGUUGACUCACUGGGUCAGUCGUUCUCAUUCAGCAAUAGAACCGUACCUCUGACUGCAAGGGAUAUGAUUUGGGCACACAUACUCCAACAGAUGGAUGCCUCUGGAAAGACAAACUCCACUCUUGGCUUUGAUGAUCAAGAAUGUAAUUUUGCAUAGUGUCAGAGAAAUCACAUGUACGUGCAAGCUCUUCAAGGGUUUGCUAUUGACAAAUUUCAGAUGUAUUUUAUUUUGGAAGUUUUGAGAUGGCAAUCAAACAGUGUUAAUGUAACAAGUUGAUCUAAAAGACAGUUCUCAUCCUAUAAUAAUGCUGCUUUCCACUUAAAUCAGAAAGUUGGACUUUCUAGCUUCCUACUUCCUACUUGGGAAAACUGCAAUAGAAUGCCAUUUGAAGUUGCUGUUGAAAUCCACAACUUCUGGUGAGAUGGUGGCAUCCAGUAAGAUGCACACACUUCUAAGCAAAUAAAAUACAUCAAUAGGUCAAAGUUCCUGCAUUAAAUGAUGAUAAAACAUGUUUAGCAAACAUCUGCAGAUAAAUGAUCCUCUAAGAUGAUAAUCAUCCACCUGCAGAACAAAUGCUAGCACUGUGGAGCAUCAUUUAUCCUCUAAUAUGGCUGCUAGGGACUUCUUUGGCCCUGUCCCAGAUGG
Messenger RNA from Carassius carassius (crucian carp), 5214 nucleotides. Its product is annotated as MAM domain-containing glycosylphosphatidylinositol anchor protein 1-like. Bases 797 to 3664 code for a protein of 955 amino acids. Gene Ontology annotation, molecular function: protein binding. Lineage: Eukaryota; Metazoa; Chordata; Actinopteri; Cypriniformes; Cyprinidae. Gene Ontology annotation, biological process: homophilic cell-cell adhesion. The record is from RefSeq and is a predicted model, not a curated record. The transcript is spliced from 18 exons. Gene Ontology annotation, cellular component: plasma membrane.